This is a messenger RNA of Symbiodinium sp. CCMP2592, 567 nucleotides long. Lineage: Eukaryota; Dinophyceae; Suessiales; Symbiodiniaceae. The record is from the annotation of a GenBank genome assembly.
AUGGCACCAACCAGUCCAGAAAGAGAUCCACCUGCCGCUCCGGAGCGUUGGGCCCAACGUCGACCUGACACCAGUGCGAGCGAAGACGAGACUUACACUGAGUCUUCGAUUGAGGAUGUGCAUUCCCGACCUUUAUCGGCGCAGGCACGUGCCCCGCAGGAUCUCCAUGACCUCAGGGAGGAGGAUGCUGAGGAGGACAAGGAUGUUUCUCCUACCGGCAUGCCCGUCCAGCUGCAGGUAGACUCUGGUUUGGGCCACUUGAGGCCACCUUCGGCGCAAAGCAAGCAGAAGAGGAUGAACGUUCGAGGAACGAAGGAGUCGGGUACUGCGUCGUGGGCAUCGGAAGGAAAGAUGAACGGCGGCGGCAAAAAGGGCGAGGAUGCGCUCCAAGCCCUCCGGGAUGAUGUUGUCGUGGAGCGCGAAGAGGAGGAGAAUGUGAUAGACCGCGAAGAGCAGCUAGCGGAAGGCUAUGGCAGCGUGGCUGAAUUCAUGCACUGCUCUGGUAUCUUGAGACUGCCAUGGGCAGAGUUGGAACGAGGAAGCGAAGUUUUCAGAGGUCGGCCAUAG